Molecule: messenger RNA, 1468 nt
Organism: Numida meleagris (helmeted guineafowl)
Lineage: Eukaryota; Metazoa; Chordata; Aves; Galliformes; Numididae
Gene: SH2D5
Product: SH2 domain containing 5
Cellular component (GO): postsynaptic density
Source: RefSeq, a predicted model, not a curated record
ACCUCUGCACUGGGGUAAGGAUUUAGGAAGCUGCUGCCAUGAAGAAGAAGAUGACAGCCAACGGGAGGGGGCUGGAUCCAGCACCGCCGCCCCCUCGCACCCGGGGCAUCACCAAGCCAGCGGAGGAUGGGAUUGUGCCCCUCCAGUAUGUGGGUUCCUUUGCGGUGGAGGAGCUGGAGCUGCAGCAGCACGCAGGGCAGCUGGAGGAGCAGCUGCGGGCACUGACGGAUUGCUCCAGGAGGAGGUCGGUGGUGCUCAGAUUCAGCUUGCAGGGACUGAAGGUCUACGGUGCUGAUGGGGAGACGCUGCUAAUGGCGCACGCACUGCGCCGCAUCCUGUACAGCACCUGCCUGCAUGCCGAGCACCAGUUUGCCUUCGUGGCCCGCAACCCCCACAGCCCCCCCAGUGCCCUCUUCUGCCACCUCUUUGUGGGCUCCCCGGGCGAGGUGCAUGUGCUGCACCUGCUGCUGUGCCGCUCCUUCCAGCUCUGCUACCUCCAAGCGCACCCCGAGCUGCAGGCGGCUGAGCCUGACCCCCCUGUGCUGCUGCGGGAGCCCCUCAACCCCGAGGAGGUGUCGCGCAACGUCAAUGCGCUCCUGUCCCUGCGGCGCCUGCCAGCCCUCGGCCCACUGGGUGCAGGGCAUGUUUUUGCACAGCAUUUGCUCCAGGAGCGACGGGUGGAGGCCGAGGGCCGCGCUGGGGGAUGGCGCCUGGGGAAUCCCUAUUGCUCCCCGGUGCUGGUGCGCAAAAAGGCGAUCCGCAGCAAAGUGCUGCGCUCGGGUGCCUACCGCGACUGUGGGGCUGAGAACCAACUGCAGCAGCGUGAGGGCACCCCAUCAGGAUGGGAGAGCAGAGGCGCGCGGGGCCUGGCGCUGCUCCCUGACACCGAGGCCGCCCUGGCCGAGAGCGUGUGGGCCUUCGCUGGCAUCACCAGGGCUGGCGGCAUCGCGCUGCUGCGCGGGGAUGUGCUGGGCGCCUUCCUGCUGCGCCCUGAGCCUGGUGGGACCCCGCGCUGGUGCCUGUGGGUGCGUGCGCCCUGUGGGGUCGUGCCCUACUGCGUGCUGCGGACACAGCAGGGGCGGUUCUGUGUGGAGCACUCUCACGCCGAAUUCCGCUCCAUGCCGGCGCUGCUCGCGCACUACUCGGCAGUGCCUGGGGGCUGCUUCUGCCGCCUGAGCGCGGGGCGCUGCAACCCCGGCUACGAGCAGCGGGACGCAGCCAGCCCGGCCCUGGUGCAGCACGAGCGGGGCUAGGCCCGACGCCGGCUCCAGCCGUACGGAGCCCCACGGCCACCCCGGGAAUAAACAGCUCUGUGCAAACGCGAUGUUCCGGGCUCCUUCUUGCAUCCGUCCAGUUGCAGUUUUGUGCAAGCCCGCGCACUUGGUGCAAUCUCAAGCACCCAUGCUCUCGCACCUUCAUGCACUGGCACUCACACACCCACGCGCACCCUGCACUCACGCCGCGCAAC